Messenger RNA from Phodopus roborovskii (desert hamster), 1435 nucleotides. It is a transcript of the gene Trmo, whose product is annotated as tRNA methyltransferase O. Lineage: Eukaryota; Metazoa; Chordata; Mammalia; Rodentia; Cricetidae. The record is from RefSeq and is a predicted model, not a curated record. The coding region runs from base 51 to 1337 and encodes 428 amino acids. The transcript is spliced from 5 exons.
GGAAGCGGAAAGCUGCGCACGGCACGUAGACGAUUCAGAGGCUCGCAGCCAUGCGCGGCUUGGCGGAGCGGCGCCCUAGCGCGCCUGCGGCCCCGUGCGGAUGUGCUCAGCCCUCCCUGGAGACAGGAAAUCUUUUAACUGACCCAAUAGGCUACUUGGAAUCAUGUUUCUCAGCCAAGAAUGGUACUCCAAGGCAGCCUUCCAUUUGUAGCCACUCCAGAGCCUGUUUGAAGAUCAGGAAGAGCAUCUUUAAUAAUCCAGAUCAUUCCUUGAUGGGCCUAGAACAGUUUUCUCAUGUUUGGAUUUUGUUUGUUUUUCACAAAAACGGCCAUUUGAACUACAAAGCAAAAGUGCAGCCGCCUAGGCUGAAUGGGGCAAAGACUGGCGUGUUCUCCACAAGGAGCCCACAUCGCCCUAAUGCAAUAGGACUGACCCUGGCCAAACUGGAGAAGGUGGAAGGUGGCACUGUAUACCUGUCUGGAAUUGACAUGAUACAUGGCACACCUGUGUUAGACAUAAAGCCCUACAUUGCUGACUAUGACUCACCACGGAGCGAGGAGCCUUUGGAGGACUUGAGUGUGCAGAAUAACCACCAUCAGCUGAAACCUGCAUCCCAGUCUGAUGGCACCACUGAUAGUUAUGACCAGCAGCUGCUCUCAGGGUGUGGGAAAGCACAGCACAGCCUUAGCACUGAGGACAAACUGAAACGCCUUGAAGAAAACUCCCAGAAGUCCAGAGAUAGCACAGAAAGCCAGCACACUUUGCCUGAGGACAGAGAGAGAACAAUGGAUUUGAAUCUGGAAUCAAGCAGUAUGGGUAUGGCUGAAGAGCAGCGUGGCCCACAGGAUCUGAAGAGCUUUCUGGAUGAAGGCACAGAUAGAUCAAGGAAUGUGGAAUGUGCCUCGGUCCUGCAGGGGAGCAGCACAGAGAACCGGUCGCCUUCCUGCCGUGCCAGGACAGCUGACAGAGUGUCCUACAGUGUCAUCCCCACCUGGGUGAAGGAGGCCCCUGCAGCCUCUUUACAAGUCCGGUUUACUCCUCAUGCGGAGCUGGACCUGAGGAAGCUCAGUCCAGGAGGUGCUGGUCAGGUGUCAUUCAGAUACUUUGAGUCCACAGAGGAAGCCAAGCGUGCCAUCGAGGCCCUGCUGUCAGCAGACCCUCGAUCUGUGUACCGACGGAAGCUCUGUCAGGACCGCCUUUUUUUCUUCACUGUCGACAUAGCACAUGUCACAUGCUGGUUUGGCGAUGGCUUUGCUGAGGUUCUGCGGAUUAAACUGGCUUCUGAGCCUGUUGAGAUGAGGGACCCUGAGGAGUCGUUGGUGGCUCUGGGGUCUUGAGGAGCCCCACCGUGUUUUUAGACAGCUUAGCUGGAUGUACCUGAUUUUGUCUUUUUACUGCUUUGGUGGUGCUUUUAAAAAUAUUUAUUUGAAGGAAA